This is a messenger RNA of Pseudomyrmex gracilis, 1952 nucleotides long. RefSeq names its product excitatory amino acid transporter 3-like. Gene Ontology annotation, molecular function: glutamate:sodium symporter activity; neutral L-amino acid transmembrane transporter activity; L-glutamate transmembrane transporter activity. Lineage: Eukaryota; Metazoa; Arthropoda; Insecta; Hymenoptera; Formicidae. The record is from RefSeq and is a predicted model, not a curated record. Gene Ontology annotation, biological process: L-glutamate transmembrane transport. Gene Ontology annotation, cellular component: plasma membrane. The transcript is spliced from 9 exons. Bases 119 to 1525 code for a protein of 468 amino acids.
AGACUCUUCAAACAAGUAUCUCGUAAAAGUCUUUCCAGAUAACAUCAACGUUACCUUUUUUACUGUGUUACACAUAUAGUAAUACACGUUGUUGUUACUGAUACAAGACAGCAGGUUUAUGAAAUCAGUCACAAUGGGCAAAUUACUGUUUUUUGUGCUAAAACACAAACUCAUUGUAUCGAUAAUAAUUGGUGUGGCUAUUGGGAUAACAUGCGGUAUGAGUUUCAAGCUCAGCGGAAAAUCGUGGUCCGAACGAGAAAUUAUGUAUAUCAAAUUUCCUGGAGAAUUGUUUCUCAGACUGGUGAACUGUUUGAUAUUACCACUUGUUACGUCUAGUAUUAUAAGCGCUACUUGCAAUCUCACUAGGUCCGGACGUAUUGGAUUGAUGGCAUUGUACUAUUACUUAACGACUACCACGAUCGGAAUAACGUUGUGUGUUGUGCUCGUUCAGACUAUUCGGCCGGGCGAAGUAACAAGAGUUGAAAAUGUUACAAUGCCAGUGUUCACAAGAACUUCUAUGACAAUAGAUACCAUAUUGGAUUUGAUUCGUAAUGUAAUUCCCGAGAAUAUAAUAGAUGCAUGCAUGUAUCAGUAUCAAACCGUUUUAGAACAGCCACCCAAUGCAUCUGCAGUGCCAAUAGAAGAAUGGAUUAUAACAAGUAAAUAUGUUAACGGAACAAACGUAUUGGGUUUAGUGUUUCAUAGUUUAUUACUGGGUGUGGCAAUUGGACAAUUAGAGAUGGAGGAAGGAAAACCAUUAUCGAACUUUUGCACUUCUUUCGCUGAUACCAUGUUGAUUAUUAUGAAAUGGAUAACAAAAGCAGCACCAGUAGCCGUACCGUUUCUCAUUGCCGGUCGAAUCUUAGAAAUCGAGGAUUUUGGCAAUACGCUGAGUCAUUUAGGAUUUUACGUCUUAACCGUGUUUAUUGGUCUGAUAACGCAGGGAUUUAUAAUAUUACCCCUUCUUCAUUGGAUAAUCACGCGAAAAUCAUCAUACAAAAUUAUAUCCAAACUCGGCCCGUCCUUUGCAGCCGCCAUAGGAACAUCGUCGAGUACUGCUACAGUUCCGCACACAAUUAGAAGUUUGGAAAGUUUGGGAAUAAAUUCCGAAGUAACGAAAUUUCUUGUUCCAAUAGGAGCGGCAUUAAAUUUAGACGGAAUAGCGUUGUACGAAUCUGUCGGAGCGAUAUUUAUUAUACAACUACGUGGUUUGCAAUUUCCAUUGUUUAAAAUAAUAAUUAUCAGCAUUACAUGUACACUAUCGUGCGUGGGUUCUGCUGGUAUACCAAGUGGUGGUUACAUGAUGUUGAUAAUGGUGUUGAAUUCUCUAGAUGUACCAGUUGAAGAUGUUACUUUAAUUAUUGCUAUCGACUGGCUUGUUGAUCGUUUCAGAACAGCAAUUAAUAUCAUAGGCGAUGCAUUGGGUGCGAGUAUUAUAACUCAAUUUUAUGAAAUAGCUUUAGAAAAAGAGAAAACAAGGAGAUUAGAGUCCAUAGAAAAAGCGAUUUGCAAAACCCGAACAUAGUAAAUGUUCUCUAAAGUAGACUAUAGUAAUUCAAAAUUUCAAUCAAAGUAACAAGAUCAGGGUAGUUAUUAAAAAAGGAGAGAAAAUUAAUGCUUAAAAGAAUAUAAGAAAUAUUUAUUUCUUUUGUAUACAAAAAUAAAGAAAACUUGAACAAAAUUCGUUUCAUAUUUGCGGACCAAAAAUGCGUAUUUUUUAACCCUCAACUACACCACCGAAAUUUAUACCACACCUACAAAGUGUAUAGUUUUGUAUCCCAACUUUGAAGAGCUUUGAAAUGAGAAAAUUUAAAAAAUUUGUGUUUUCUGGUGUAAUAAUUAACGUUCCACGUAAAAAAUAUUUGCGUAAUUGUGCGUGAUGGGAUUUGAACUCCGCCAGUGUAAUUACGGGUUAACAAUAUAAUUUAUAUCAAUAAUAGUUUUAAAAAAAA